Messenger RNA from Tyto alba (common barn owl), 2595 nucleotides. Its product is annotated as homeobox protein NANOG. The record is from RefSeq and is a predicted model, not a curated record. Lineage: Eukaryota; Metazoa; Chordata; Aves; Strigiformes; Tytonidae. Bases 37 to 1044 code for a protein of 335 amino acids. Gene Ontology annotation, biological process: regulation of transcription by RNA polymerase II. The transcript has 4 exons. Gene Ontology annotation, molecular function: RNA polymerase II cis-regulatory region sequence-specific DNA binding; DNA-binding transcription factor activity, RNA polymerase II-specific.
UGAGGAGGACAUAAAGCAUCCCCCCACCUCCGCCUAAUGGGGUGCCUGCCCGCAGCCUCUGCCCUCAGCUCGCUGCCUGCUCGGGGGUGGGGGGGGCCCAGCCCGGUCAUGAGCGCCCACCUGGCCAUGCCGCCCUACCUGCCCUACCCCGGCGCGGUCAGGUACGGGGACUACUUCUGGCCCUCCCCGGGGAGCGCGGACGCCGUGCCCGCCGGAGAGGCCCCGCCGGCGGACGCCCUGCCCUUCCCCGCGGCGGAGAAGGCGCCCAGCCAGCCAGAUGUCUCUCCGGCUUCCUCCAGCUCUGGGACACUCAUCCAGUACACUCCCGACUCUGCCACUAGCCCCACCGCAGAGCGCCCAUCUCCCCAUCCUUCUUUCCAGAAGGUCAAGGAGGAAGGCGAGGGUGUGGUGAGGAAGGCCAAGAGCCGCACAGCCUUCUCCCAAGAGCAGCUGCAAAUCCUACACCAGCGAUUCCAGAGCCAGAAGUACCUCAGCCCCCAGCAGAUCCGGGAGCUGGCUGCUGCCCUGGGGCUCACCUACAAGCAGGUGAAAACAUGGUUUCAGAAUCAACGGAUGAAGUUUAAACGUUGCCAGAAGGAGAGCCAGUGGGUGGAUAAGGGGGUGUAUCUACCACAGAAUGGGUUUCAUCAGACUGCGUACCUGGAUAUAACCUCCACGUUUCACCAGGGCUUCCCUGUUGGUGCCAGCAGAAACCUUCAGGCUGUGACCAACAUGCACCAGCCUUACGGCAGCGGCCAGACUUACGGGAGUGGGCAGAGCCUGUACUCGUUCAUGGCUGUGGAGGAUGAGGGGUUCUUUGGAAAAGGUGGGACAAGCUACAAUACCCAGCAGGCCAUGGGUUUAUUAAGCCAGCAGAUGAACUUCUAUCACGGCUACCCUGCCGACAUGGAUUAUGUCAACCUGGAGUCAGAAGACACCUACAGCUUUCAGAGCACCUCUGACAGUGCCAUGCUGUUCUCAAGCUCUCCUGUACGGCACCAGUACCAGGCCCCCUGGCAUCCCCUGGGUGGCUAUGACUCUUAGGUCUGAAGUAUUUUUUUUUUCUUCCUUCUGUUUUCUCUCAUGGGGUUUCUAGGGUCUUGACUCAGGGAUCCAGUUUCUAUUCCUUUCCCUUGCCCUUCCUCCCCAUCUCCUGUUUUAACCGUUGGUGGGGCUCAGUACCCUGCUGCCUUGAGCUAGUUUUCUGUUUAAAGGCACCUGCUGUCUGUUCACAGCUAACCCUUGGCAGGGGUGGUUUGUGUGUGGAUAGACUAAACUUAAUUCAUGGAGAGGAAUGUGCAAUGCCACAGCCAGGAGCAGCAGGGGUGGUAAAGGUCUGUAUUUGCUAUCCCAAGUCCGCUGCCUCUAUAGCAGGUGAUUUCUAAUCCCUGCCUUUGUGUGUCUUGCAGCAGACCUUUGCUGGAGAAGAAAAGUCUGUACUUCAGCAUAAUUCUGCUAGAAAUACCCUGUUGUAGUCCAGAACCUUUCCUGCUGUCUUGCUUACUUUUGCUACCUCAGUUAGCUAAUUGCUAACUCUUCAUCUGCAUUGUCUCCUCCCUCACUGAAAAGCUAUGUGAGAUCAUCAGAUUUCAGAUGACUUGAUCCAGUUACUUUCAGCAACUCCUCCUGGAGGGGUCAGCGCCCGUCUGCCCCAUGCCUGUGGUCCUCCUGAGUACACAGGGCAGUUCAGAGGGGAGAAAGUGCAGUAGAGUAUUGUCCAUAUCUUACAUGGAAACUUCAGUUUCCAAAGCUGCUAACCUACCUUGUGCCUCUUGGCUCAUUCAGGAUGGUGUCUCUGGAACUGUCUCCACGCAGUUUAGAUCUUGCCUUUCUACAUCUAUCUGCCGAGAGACUGUUUGCUUGUCCCAACCUGUGAGUUGCAGCAGAGGGUAGCCCAGGGUGCCACUGUUGGAAGUGUGAGGAGUGUCUGCGUGUAGUCAUCUUUGGAGUGGUGAGAACAGUCUGCUUAUCCAUACGUGAUGGUCCCAUAGCACUUCACAAACACAGCACUGCUACAGUGCAGCUUUCUCUGGGGUAGAAGCACACAGCUAAGUAAAGGACUUUGUUAUUUUACAGGUGAUGUUUAAAGUCACUUAUCCUGGAACCUGGAUGUUGCAAGUGGGGAGUCCUGGUGGGUCCCAGCGGAAUUGUCAUAAGGGCCUAGAGCAGGAUGGUUCCCCACGCUUGUCUAAUCUCAGUGUUAAGAGUGUAAACUCGUAGGAUUUUGGUCCCUUCCCCAGGGCCUUGUUGAAUCUCUUGUUAUUCUGCUGAAAAGGGCACUGGGUGCCUCAUCUGACAUAAGUACCCAAGCUCUAGGGGAGGAGAAAGUUUGGAGAAACCUAGUUCGAUAAAAUGAGGAAAAUACUAAUUAAAGCUUUCCAUUUCAUUUUUUAAAAUAAUUGAAUCAUCCUUUCCAGUAUGGAGAAACCAAAAGUCAGUUCCAAUUUAUGUGAAGUUUAUCUUUUUACAAGAUGUGGAAUUGCAGAGUCUGGUCUGCCACUGUCCAAGAAUACAAAAUGGCGUGAGCCGGCAAGAGUAAAUGGGAUGGUAAAAGCAUAAAUAUUUCUGUGGUUAGUGCACAAUUUUUACUGCAGU